CUAUUGUUGGCAAAGGGAACUAGGUAAGGACAGAAAAAGUGUGAAGGACAAGAUAGGAGACUAGGUGAUAGUGGACAUAAUUUACACAUAGGAGAAAAACCCUAUACAGGAACUACACAAGACUCUACAUCAAGUGCUGGAUCAAAACAGUGCUGAACUUCAUGUGACGAUCCAUGCGGGUAGUGAAGCAACUAUAUAGAUUCAUCCUCUUUCCAACCGCUCUAAACUGCCUGCAGCCUCCCCUCAGCCAUGGAGGUGCAGAUGGAGGAACUGAGACAGCAGCUAGAGAAACAGACUCUGAUCAACCAGGAGCUACACAAACAAAAUAAUUACCUGGAAAGAAGACUGCAGGAAAAGGAGAAGUUGCUGCAGAACGGACAGAGUCAUUACCAUCACCUGGAGUUCCCUGCUCAGAGGAGCAGUAAUGAAGCCAACCUGGAAGUCAGGAGGAGUAGAGCGGCUGUCAUGGCCCCUGAGCCAAUCUUGGAGGAGCAGCUGGAGAUCAUGACAAGUAAAGUCAAGAAGACUGUCAGUGAGACAAGUCUGAUCGUCAAGGCAAUCCAGAAGAAUGACUUCCUGAGUCGCCUCGACGAUGAGCAGAUCACCAUGAUGGUGGAGCUUUUGGUGGCUAUUGACAUCAAACCAGGAAAUAAUGUCAUCAAGGAGGGCACUGAAGGAGACAGCAUGUAUAUUGUAGCAGCUGGUGAGCUACUUGUCAGUCAAACUGGUCAAAACCUUCGAACUCUGACCUGUGGGGAUGUCUUUGGAGAGUUGGCUAUUUUGUAUAACUGCAAACGCACAGCCACUGUCAAAGCAAAGACAAUGGUUCGUCUCUGGUGUAUAGAGAGAAACACCUACAGAACCAUCAUGACAAACAAGUCCAGGAAGAAACGUGAACAGCUAAUGGGCUUCUUAAAGACAUCUCGGACUCUGAAUACCUUAAAUGACAGGCAGCUCUCUAAGAUAAUUGACUCCAUGGAGGAGGUCAAAUACCACAACAAUGAUGUCAUUGUACGUGAGGGGGAGGAAGGCAACACAUUUUACAUCAUCCUCAAAGGAGAGGUCCUGGUCACCAAGAUGAUGAAUGGGCAGCAAAAACAGAUUCGCAAGAUGGGCAAAGGGGAGCAUUUUGGGGAAUUGGCCCUCAUACGUGAGAUCCUGAGGACUGCAAGCUGUACUGCUGUUGGGCCUGUGACCUGCUUCUCCAUUGAUAAGGAGGUGUUUGAGGAGACAAUCCCCAUUGAACACCUGAAGCUUCAUGACUCAGAGGUGUCGAAUGAGCUAGAUGUUCCAGGGAAGACCAGUGUUAGUUCCUCUCUGAGUCUAACGGACCUGAUCCCUGUACUGUACCAGGAAGGGCGUUACCAGGGAGAACCUGUCACACUUGGAGUGGGCGGGUUUGGUCGUGUUGAACUGGUAACUACUCUGCAGGAGGGAAAGUACUUUGCUAUGAAGCGAGUUAGUAAAAAGCACAUUGUUGCCAAGCAUCAGGAAGAACACGUCCUGUUUGAGAAAAGGAUCCUGAAAGCCACUCAGAGUGACUUCAUUGUCAGGCUCCAUUUUGCCUUCAAAGACAAUCGCUACAUCUACAUGAUUAUGGAUUUCUGUGUAGGAGGAGAGAUCUGGACCAAGCUCAAAGAAGUUGGACGUUUUGAUGAGCCCAUUGCUGUAUUCUGUACUGCCUGUGUAGUGGAGGCCUACGCCUACCUCCAUAAGAAGGGCAUCAUGUACAGAGACUUAAAGCCUGAGAACCUAAUGCUGGAUGCCAAAGGCUAUGUCAAACUGGUGGACUUUGGCUUUGCUAAGGAGUUAAGGCACGGUGAUAAGACUUACUCAUUCUGUGGUACUCCUGAGUACAUGGCCCCAGAGAUCAUCCAGAACCAGGGACAUGACUUUGCAGCAGACUUCUGGUCUUUGGGAAUCCUGGUCUAUGAGCUUCUGGUGGGGAGCCCUCCAUUCUCCAGUUCUGAGCCUGCAAAAAUCUACCCCAAAAUUCUGGAUGGGGUGCUUAAAUUUCCCCCUUACAUGAGUGAAGGGGCCAAGUCUGUCAUCAGUAAAUUGUGCAGACCUCGGCCGGGUCAGAGAUUGGGAAACACCAAGAAUGGGAUAAAAGAUGUCCGCCAUCACAGGUGGUUCAGCAGUAUAAACUGGCAAAAGCUGCGUGUGGGCCGAUUGGAAGCUCCUACAAUCAGACUCAUACGAAAGGGUCCAUGCUACAUCAACUUUGAUCGCUUCCCCUUUGACCGGGACCUCGCCGAAGAGGAGUUUUCCGGCUGGGAUGAAAACUUCUAACGCCUACCACAGAUUGAACCAGAUAUCCUGCAGGGUCAGAGUUAAGAUAUAAGAUCAGGGCUGACUUGAUAUAAUAGGGACAUUCUACCAGAAACAUACAUGAUCUGUCCUGGAAUUGUUACAGUGAAUAAACCUGACUAGACGGUUGAUUUCUCUGAGUUGUUCUGGAAAGGAAUAUAUCAAUCAUUACGUUCUCAGAUUUUCUUCUUUAUUAAAAACAAAGCAAAAGCAAAUCCUGAAAAAACCUGUUCUCAGCCAAAUUGGAGCUACAGCUUUCAUAGUUGCUUAAUGCUAAAAACAGGUAUUUAGGGAAAGAAACACCAGUAAUUACAAGUUAAAAGUUUGUAUCAUUCACAUCAACUUAUUAGUAACAUCAAAUUCUGCAUAAAUUCUACAAAUAAAUAUUACUUUACAACUUUA
Esox lucius (northern pike) is the source of this 2712-nucleotide messenger RNA. RefSeq names its product protein kinase cGMP-dependent 3 (gene prkg3). Gene Ontology annotation, biological process: protein phosphorylation. The record is from RefSeq and is a predicted model, not a curated record. The transcript is spliced from 21 exons. Gene Ontology annotation, molecular function: ATP binding; cGMP-dependent protein kinase activity. Lineage: Eukaryota; Metazoa; Chordata; Actinopteri; Esociformes; Esocidae. The coding region runs from base 250 to 2292 and encodes 680 amino acids.